Messenger RNA from Daucus carota subsp. sativus, 1104 nucleotides. RefSeq names its product 3-isopropylmalate dehydratase small subunit 1. The transcript has 2 exons. Gene Ontology annotation, molecular function: hydro-lyase activity. Bases 51 to 815 code for a protein of 254 amino acids. Lineage: Eukaryota; Viridiplantae; Streptophyta; Magnoliopsida; Apiales; Apiaceae. The record is from RefSeq and is a predicted model, not a curated record.
CCCACUCUUCUCUUUUCUCUCUAUUCAGCUGCUUAGCUCUGUAUUCAUCAAUGGCGGCGGCAACAUUUUCAUCUCUCCACCACAAAAUCUCUGUAUCUAACUCUAUAAACAAAGCUUUUCACCCUCAAUCCUCUCCAAAUCUCAUCAAACUCCCCUCAAAAACCCCAAGGCCCUCAUCUUUCAACUCCAUUUCUCCCAAACCAACACUCUCGCCUCUCUCCACGCGCCCACGCGCCGCUGCUGAUGACGUUGCCGCGCCAGCCACAGCUUUUCACGGCGUCUGUUACGUCGUCGGCGACAACAUCGACACCGACCAAAUCAUCCCCGCCGAAUACCUAACCCUAGUCCCCUCAAACCCCGAGGAAUACAAAAAGCUCGGAUCUUUCGCGCUAAUCGGACUCCCUGCGGCGGAAUACCCGACCCGGUUCAUGACCGGGGGCGAGUUCACCUCGAAAUACUCGAUUUUAAUUGCUGGCGAUAAUUUCGGGUGCGGAUCGUCGCGUGAGCACGCGCCGGUGGCGUUGGGAGCUGCGGGAGUGAAGGCGGUGGUGGCGGAGUCGUAUGCGAGGAUAUUUUUUAGGAACUCGGUGUCGACCGGAGAGGUUUAUCCGUUGGAAUCGGAGAAAAGGUUAUGUGAGGAGUGUAAGACGGGGGAUGUGAUCACGAUUGAACUCGGUGACAGCUUGUUGAUUAAUCAUACGAGUGGGAAAGAGUAUAAGCUGAAACCAGUUGGGGAUGUUGGACCGGUAAUUGAAGCCGGUGGGAUCUUUGCUUAUGCACGAAAAGCUGGAAUGAUUCCUUCCCGGGCUGUUUAAAAUGUUGGUAUCCGUAAUUCGUAGUUUCUUUAAUUGGUUUCGCCAUCUCCUGCAUGUUUAGAAAGGGGUUCAGCUUCUUAGCACUAUCACGCUGUCCCGGAUACAAUUAUCUCAUCGACUACAAUUAUCUCAUUGAAAUGCUGAUUCUUGUGAUCGCUAGUUUAGCAAUUGAAAUAUGUAAUUUCCUUAAAUGAUACAUUAAAACUUAGAACUAUUGUGGCACUGUGCGGGUCAAUACUAUAUUAAGCUAUUGUAAUGUCAAACUUAUGAAGACAUGUUUGUUUUUGAA